CCCAGCGUGGGACACUCUCCCUGAGCCACCCCAGCCCCAGCAGCCCCAAGUUCUGCAGUGCCACACCGUGACCGAGAGCGGGACCUUGUCACCAACUUGACUGAGCAGCGGGAGCUCUCGCUGUCCUGCCGCCAGCAGGCCAGACAAUCCUCCCUUGGCUCUCUCCCCAUGAUGGAAGCCUGAGCUGAGGAUCCUCCAUGACCUCCAGAAGCCACAACUCCCUGCCGAGAACUCUGAUGGCUCCGCGGCUGCUCUCGGAAGGCGCCCUGGGGGGCAUCGCCCAGAUCACGCCCUCGCUGUACCUGAGCCGGGGCAGCGUGGCCUCCAACCGGCACCUGCUGCUGUCGCGGGGCAUCACGUGCAUCAUCAACGCCACCAUCGAGAUCCCCAACUUCAACUGGCCCCAGUUUGAGUACGUCAAAGUGCCUUUGGCCGACAUGCCCAACGCGCCCAUCUCGCUCUACUUCGACAGCGUGGCCGACAAGAUCCAGAGCGUGGCGCGCAAGCACGGCGCCGCGCUGGUGCACUGCGCCGCCGGCGUCAGCAGGUCGGCCACGCUCUGCAUCGCCUUCCUCAUGAAGCACCACAAGGUCUCCCUGCUGGAGGCCUACAGCUGGGUGAAGGCGCGGCGCCCCGUGAUCCGGCCCAACGUGGGCUUCUGGCGGCAGCUGAUAGACUACGAGAGGAAGCUCUUUGGCAAGACCACGGUUAAAAUGGUACAGACGCCCUACGGCAUCGUCCCGGACGUUUACGAGAGAGAGAGGAGACCCCUGAUGCCUUACUGGGGAAUUUAACGGGACUGCAGAUGGGAAACGCGAGUUGAGCAGACUGGAGAUGUUCCCUUCUCCUUCUACAGCCAACUUUGGUUCUCUACCACACAGCAGAACCUCAACUCUCACCUCACUGACCCGCAAGGCCAACGAUUCCCUUCGAAGCGUUUUUCUCUAUGGGGAUUUCCCAUCUGCAUCUCUGAUUUAGUAAAUCCGGGUCUCAUUAUAAGUUUAUUCCUUCCAUAAAGCCUCCAUUUUUUUUUCCUUUUUUUUUUUUUUUAGUCAGUUUAUUAGGAACCUCCAGGGAAGGGCCUGAGAGGCGUUGGGCAGAGUGGAUGGCCCAAGUACGCUUCCUGCCUCAGUAGUAGCCUGGAUAUUUUGUUCUAGCUUGUUUGCUUCCUUGCACAACCCUGUAGUGGCUCAGGAGCAGCACUGGCGAGGCCCUGCCCCACAGCAGCAGGUUUUCCAAGCACCAGGGAGGCAGGAGCACAGGGGCUGUGGUGCUGGUGUUUUCUUUAACAUCCGUAGUGACUCUCAGUAUAUAGUGUUUGAGACCUUUAGUCAGCUCUUAAUCGUAUUCAAAGUUAGGGGGAAAAAGGGAAAAAAACAAACAAACAAAAAAGAUUGAAUCAGUCCGUGUCGGCCACAAGUAAAAUAAAAAUUGAGCAAUUCAAAUCAAAUAAAUACAAGAUCCUUUUUCACUCAUUCCAUGCCGGGGCAAUAGUCCUGGAAUACACUUCAACCACUGGAAAAUGCUGGUGUGUUCUGUGGGUGGAAAGCUGACAGAUCUUGUCCAGAUGUGGCUCAAGGCAGAAGCAGGAGGGACGAAGCCUCUGGGGCAGCCAAAGAGACGCUCAGGAAUGUGUGCAUGGCCCUGCCAGGGCUGGGGGUGUGUGCCAGCAUCCAGCAGCUUCCCAGCAGCCAGCCCAGAGCCCUGGAAGGGGUAAAUCCCUCCAGGAGGGGGUGAAUUCCCUGGGUUCCUGGGCUGUGUAUGUGUGUGCCAGCAUCCAGCAGCAUCCCAGCAGCCAGCCCAGCCCCAGAGGGGCUCAGUCCCCUGGGUUGCUCAGCUCCAGCUCCCCUCAGGACCUGCCUUAGCCACUCCUGCCUCGCUCCAUUCCGUCCUCGAGGUGAUGCUGCAUCCCAGGGCUGCUCCUCUCUGUCCCCAGGGUGGUGACAGAGGCCUGGCCUCGCCCAGAGCAUGCCAGGAGCCACUCCAGCCCCAGCCCUCCCUGGAGAAGCCUUGCUGGUUCCUUGGAGUGUGGCUGGAGCCCAGGAGAGCCCCUGGUGCUCCUGAGAAGGCACCAGAGCUUCUGUGGCCUCUGGAGGAGGGGGAGCAGGCAGAGCGCUGCGAUCGCUGUCUGAUUUCAAUGAGAUUCUAUACUUGUAAAAAAACCAAAAUCAAUAAAGAUUAAACCAGAACA
Molecule: messenger RNA, 2191 nt
Organism: Zonotrichia albicollis (white-throated sparrow)
Lineage: Eukaryota; Metazoa; Chordata; Aves; Passeriformes; Passerellidae
Source: RefSeq, a predicted model, not a curated record